ACUUGGAUAUUGAGUUGCAUUACCAAUGGCCGCAAGCUGUGUGCGAGCUGACAAAUAUUCACUUUUCACCUAAUUCAUAUUCUUCGCUUUAAAGAAAAAAUUAUUAACGAGAGCUGUGACUUCAUUUGCCUGUAGAGGAGUAGAAAGAGCUUAGAUUUUUACGUCAGAAACCUUUGGAAUAAUUGACUACGUUUUGGCAACAUGCGUUUAACGAAGAGGGAGCAGGCCGAACUUCUUUUUGAAGAGUUUUUAAAGAUAUCAGAGAUAAGAAAAGCAAAGGAAAGUGCAGUUUGGACAGGAGAUUCAGAAAUUGUUGCUCACAAGAAUAAAUGGCAAGGCAGCAAUGCUGUGUCAGAUGGUAAUAAACGGUAUUCAGGAACAUUUCAAAGGGAGAGCCACACACUACAAGCACGAAUGCUCCCAUCAGAGAAUGUGGUUAUGGCUGAAACUGGAUAUAGUUCUAGAUUACAACUCAUUGGUGAUGAUGUGGCUAGCGUUACCUCAGGAACAGACUCACUGAAUGAAUGGACUGCCCAGGGAAGUAACAAUGCAGUGCAACCAAAUGAACAAGACAUCCACAACACAGCUAACAAUAUUGCAAUGGCAGGUGAUGAACUCAAUGAUGAGUAUAAAUGCCAAAUACAGAGUGCAACAGAUGGGAUGAUUAAGAAAGUUAAAGACAAGGGCUCAAACUUAUCAUAUGAAGUGUUCCGUGCAGUGGUAGAUGAGGUCAUUUCGCAGGAUCAAGAUAUGGCCUCCUUUGUAUUUGUUUUGCACCUGUUCAGCAAUGUUUUAUCAACAAUGCAACAGUUGUCUCAGGUUUAUCCAAGGAUGUAUAUUGGUGAAAAGUAUGCAGAUGAAGCUGCUGCAUGCAUAGAGGGAAACAGCUGAAGAUGAUGAUAAAAGGAAAGCAGAAUCGUUUAUAUGUAGUUUUCAUAUUGGUAGGAUUUAGUAAUUAUUGACACUAGGGUAGGCUGUGGUCCUUAACUGCAUAUUUGGAUCAAACUAUCAAUAGAGCCAUCAAAUGUAGGUUUCUUACAUACCUAUUACGUAUUAUUGAUGUUGACUGCUUGUAAUCCAAUAAUCCUUAUUAAGCCUUCCUCUCAAAUAAGCCCCCCUGUCAAAUUGGCCCCCAGACAAUAUUCAGUUUAGAAAAUUCCCCUACCCUGAGUAAACCCCCUAUCAGAUUCUGCCGAAACGCUGUCAGAUUCUGCAGAAACAACUAAGAGAUUACAAUUUUGUAUAGUAUUUUUGUGUAAGGGUACCUAUUUGUAGUUUUAUUUUGUCUUCAUCAAGUCAUUGCAAAAUUUUUGUAAGUAAGGCAAUUCAACCAAUUUGCAAGAUGAUUUUGUUCACAGGCAACUCAACUACACAAGCUGCAUUCCUCAUAUGCAUAUGAUGAAUCAGGCAACAGUUAACAGAUUUGCUCCACUGUGUUCCAUUUGUAGGAAGGCAAAUUACAAAUGUCAUUCUUUAACAUUAUGCUUAUUUGAUUUUAUUAAGAAUCACCUUGGUGUGUUGGGGGGAGGGGGUGUGGAGGGGGGGGGUUGCAGGAUCUGAAUAUGGAUAUGAAUAUGGAUGUCAGGAUAUGAAUAAGUUUUGCGUGUUUUGUGUUUCCAUUUUAAUAAUUAUUUUAUCUUUGAUGACCACAAUAAUUUUUUCUUGGCUGCACAAUCAACUCUGGAAGAUGGAGUUUUGUGUUUCAAAUAUUGUAAUAAAAACGUGAAAAAUACUUGCUUCAUAUGACUUGCUUCUUAAUAACCUGAAGUAUGGAAAUCUUGUAUAAAGAUUUUAAAAAGCAUAGACUUAUGGCUUAAAAGACUGAUAGUUUUGUAAUUUUCUGUUUG
Rhopilema esculentum is the source of this 1847-nucleotide messenger RNA. RefSeq lists its product as uncharacterized. NCBI's taxonomy places the organism in Eukaryota, Metazoa, Cnidaria, Scyphozoa, Rhizostomeae, Rhizostomatidae. The record is from RefSeq and is a predicted model, not a curated record.